Betta splendens (Siamese fighting fish) is the source of this 4796-nucleotide messenger RNA. Its product is annotated as zinc finger protein 239-like. Bases 335 to 1288 code for a protein of 317 amino acids. The transcript has 2 exons. NCBI's taxonomy places the organism in Eukaryota, Metazoa, Chordata, Actinopteri, Anabantiformes, Osphronemidae. Gene Ontology annotation, biological process: regulation of transcription by RNA polymerase II. Gene Ontology annotation, molecular function: DNA-binding transcription factor activity; RNA polymerase II cis-regulatory region sequence-specific DNA binding. The record is from RefSeq and is a predicted model, not a curated record.
GCGUGCGCGCGCCUGUAAGUAAGUAAUAGUUAGGAGCAUUAGGGAAGUAUGAAAGAAAGAUGUGUAUUUAAGCAGUGUGUUGGAAGCUGGGGGAUCAGAGAGAUGACUGAAUGCUCUGUUAGCGUUUUACAUGUCGUGUAAGAGGGUGUGAGGGAGGUCGGAUACAGUAGAUGGCGGUAGUGUAACUUUAAGGAUGCGAGUCGCCGUAAAACACUAAAGAAGAAGAAGGUGAACACCACCGAAGAAGAAAAAGACCAGGCGGAAAUCUGAGAUCUGUUGUCUUUGUUCUGUUCUUAGAGCAGAGAGCUGCUGGAUUCAAGGAACCGAGACGAAAAUGGAUCAGUACAAACUGGAAAUAAAAGAAGAGGACGCGGAGGUCUAUCAAGAACGGAAGCAGAGCGAUACGGAGCAGCAGGACCCGAGUUUAACUGAGCAAAACCGGUCCACUAGUGGAAUAAAAGAGGAGCAGCAGGACCCGAGUUUAACCGAGCAGGACCGGUCCACUAGUGCAAUAAAGAAGGAGGAACAGGACCCGAGUUUAAAUGAGCAGGACCGGUCCAUUAGCGAAGCUGAGGAGGAGCAGCAGGACCGUGACCACGCUGGUCCCACAGAUCAACAGGAACACAGAGGACGAAGACCUUUAAGGCUGUAUCUUCAUCAGCAACGUAGCCAGGCGUUUACCAGACCACCAGAGCCUUAUUCAUGUGAACAGUGUGGAAAAGCAUUCUCUCGGCAGGGUAAUUUACGGGCACACCAACGUGUUCACACUGGAGAGAAACCCUAUUCAUGUGAGCAGUGUGGAAAAGCAUUCUCUCAACCAAGGUCUUUAAGGGUACACAGACGCAUUCACACUGGAGAGAAACCUUAUUCAUGUGAACAGUGUGGAAAUGUAUUCUCUCAACAAAGGACUUUACAGGUACACAGACGCAUUCACACUGGAGAGAAACCCUUUUCAUGUGAACAGUGUGGAAAAGCAUUCUCUCGACACAGUCAUUUACGGACACACCAACGUGUUCACACUGGAGAAAAACCUCAUUCAUGUGAACAGUGUGGAAAAGCAUUUUCUCAUCACAGUGUUUUACUAACACACAUACGCAUUCACACUGGAGAGAAACCUUAUUCAUGUAUACAGUGUGGAAAAGCAUUCUCUCAACGCAGUAGUUUACGGGCACACAAACGUUAUCACACUGGAGAGAAACCUUAUUCAUGUGCACAGUGUGGAAAAGCUUUCUUUCGACACCAUCAUUUACAUACACACCAACGUGUUCACACUGGAGAGAAACCUUAAUUAUGUGAAUAGUGUGGAAAUGCAUUCUCUCGACACCGUAGUUUACAGGCAUACCAAUGCGAUCACACAGGAGACGAACUUUAUUCAUGUGAAUAGUGAGGGAAAGUGUUCUCUCAGUAAUCAGUAAUCAUCUCAUCAGUAAUUUGCUCAAACAUGUGUUCCCACUGGAGACAAAACUGCAAAGCGCAGAGAAGCGUUUUUCCACCUCAAUGACAAACCAAGUGUUCAAGGCUGGCCAAAGAUCCUAUUUAUUCGAAAAACAUUUUUGGCCUAAAAACACCUACACAUGAUUGAAAGGACUCCCAGCCACUAAUAAUGGCCGAUUGCAUUUUAUGGCCUUGGUAAAAAAAAAAAAACGAGACCAAAUGGUGGACCAAUCAAUUCAUAUCAAUUCAGACAAGCUCUUUCAGGGGCUAGAACGUCACAGUAUGCUUGAGUAAAGUCCCAAAACGUAAGAAUGACAGAAUAGGGUCGGUUCACCUGUAAAAUAGUUUUCAUGAGCAGUCACUUCUUUUAAUUAUUUUCCUGCAUUAAACAGGACACACACCUGUCUCCAGCCGGAGGCCUGUAACAAUUGCAGCACAUUUCAACAGGACAAAAGCUCGAUCCACCGCUCCCUGCCUGUAUCUGCUCGAAGGCCAAAACAUGGUCCCAAAACAUGCAUUAGGUUGAUGGUUGUUUGUCUAUGUGUUGCGAUAGACUGCCGACCUGUCCAGGAUGUACCCCGUUUAAUCCCCGUACGGGAUUAAGCGAUAGAAGAUGGAUGGAAUAUGUUAGUUUGCUUGUUUAAAGCGAUGUGGGUAUAGAUUUCUACAAAAUAACGUGAGCCCAGCAUUUUAGCACUCUUGUUCUCGAAGCAGUCCAAGAUGAAAUUAAGUCCACAUACAUACAAGCGCUGAGGUGUGUGGCUGUGGCAGUGUUGCCUUCGUUGGUCCUUUUUAAAAUAAAAGUAAUCCACAACAUUUUCCAUUUACCAUUGUAACAAGUGCAACAAAACUGAGAAGAGGGUGCUGCGUCUGUGUGCGCUGCCACUCCUGAAGUAAGUCAAGCAAGUAGCAAUACAAUCGGAACAAUACUGGACAAAUGCAAAAAACAUAUGAUACAAACAAUAUAAGAGUAGGCACAGUAAAAGUGAAAACUCACUGGUAUUUUUUAAUGAACUUUUCAGGCUUGGGGGGUAGAUAAAGGUCAGAGAGCAGACGGUGAGACUGGUCUUGGAGGGGAGGUGGUGUAUCUGCUUAGGUAUAAUGAAUGUCUAUAGUUGUAUGACCGAGGCUGACCAAGAUGUUUACAGAUCAGUUUGUCCUUGAAGGGAGCCACAAUAAGGGGAAGACAGUAGGAGCACAGCAGGUGAGCUAGAUUCAACCCGGGAAGGGGAGAGGGACAGAGUUAAUCCAGUCAAUGUAAAGCAUUUGGAUCUAUGACUUCUUUGUCAUAAAGCUCUGUCUGCUAAUGAUCUUGAUCAGGUGUGUCAGUAUGCUUUUCCAGCUUGUCAUUGACUGAACACACCUGGUUAAGGUAAUCAGCAGGAGUUGGGGCAGAGAGAGUUGAAAAAACAGCAGGGACAGCGGCCCUCGAUGGAACCGGUUUGAGAGAGGAUGGAGAGAAACAUGCAGUAAAUGGGAGGGGGGUGUAAAGAAUGUGGAAAAGUGAAAUUAUGGGCUAUUUAUAUGGUGUCCAUAAGUAAAAGGUGUUUGUCAAUUCGGCAAAAUUAAUCUAUCUUUGUCAAUUAAGCAAAAUUAAGCUAUCUGACUCCCAAAACAAGGCAGAGGAGCUGUGUCUCUCUUUGUCUGUAGCCGUUUAUGGCCCCUUUACUCUGAGACGCCAGUGGUACCAGGUGGAAAAAUGGAAACAUCUCCACAGGGAUAAAGUGGUACCUGCAAUUUGAUUGGACUAAAGAGACAUUCCACUCUGCCAGAUAAAGGGACAAAAAGGUGAAACAACUUGAUGAUUAUGUGAUCUUUACCUCCAUGGUGUAUGUUCUGAUCUCCCCAGAUGGUUUUUGAUUUGCCUUCACCAUUAUAUUUUACUUUACUUUGUUAUUACAAUAAAUUGCACAAAAAAACAACUCUCUCAUCAACUUAUUUAUUGAAAAAUUUCCACCACAGUCGUCAGCACUAGUAGCAACUGCUUUUAGUAUGUUUGUGUGUUAGGAAGCAGCUUCUGUGCACCCGUGGCUCAGCUUCACAGUCCUGUGAUCAAAACUACUGCUAAUAUUACAUGAAAACAAAAGGUUGACUGUUCCUGUCACUUUACGUCCAAGGUUUUAUUCAUAAAAAUUUUGUAUAGGUACAGCAAAAUAAAUAAAACACUUCACAUUAUUAACUCCAAUAAUACAUCAGCAAUAUUUCUUCCACAGUUACUUUGAAGUGGGUAUUUCUGCAGAGGUUUGUUUCGCUUUUGCACCUGAAUUAUUCUUUUAUUCAGGAAAAUUAAAACUCAUCAGCUACAUAGUCACUACCAAUUAUUAUUAGGCCAGUUGCUCAAAACAGAGGCCAAAACAAGAUGUCCUGAACAAAAGAACGUCUUACUACAAUUUAACAGUUAUAUUAUAUUUAUGACUAUAGGUCAUAAAGAUAAGGAAUUUACAUUAUUAGUGGACGGUGAUCGAGAUGAUUUUAGAUACACACAUAAUUAAGAGUUUGAAAUCAUAUGUAAAGUAAAGGUACAUAAUAAAAGAUGGGGCAUUUGAAUGAGAGCAUGUCUCCAGUCGACGUGUUGGUGGAAGAAAUUCAGAAAUACCACACAAGUGGAGAUGGACGUGAGAAUCAUCCACGUCACCCUGCCCAUCAGAGGGGACAUUUGAUCUGAGCUAGUGUGCUGAGAUGGAGAUUUUACUAAAAAAAACUAUAGGAUAAAAGAUACUUAUUUGCAGCGAGCAUACAAAUAAAAAAUUUUAAAAGUCACAUAUUGUGAUUUCAUUGUGAUAUUUCUUUUUCUGGAUUAUGUCUCUCACUCUCUGUUCAAAUACUUAUUUUCCUCACUGUAUAUACUUAUGUUCUCAGUUAAAGAUCUAUAGACAUGGUAAUUAUGUAAUGAUUUCAGGUACCUCAACACUACAAUAUGUUUGAUUGGUAUUACCCAGAUUGAGCCAUUCCUAUAGCUCCAGUCAUUCCUACCUCUUAAGCUGUGAAGAAGCUCUGUUUUCUUGGACCCAGCUGAUGUUCUUACAUGAUCCAGGCCUGCUUCACUAAGUCGUAACAAACUCGGGCCAGAACAUUCCACAGUUAGACGACGAAUGUGAUUCCAGGAGCCGUGGCAACUGGACUGGAGGAAGCUUCCUACUGCUUCGGACAGACAAGAUCAAUACCUCCUUUUGAUUUCAUUGAGAGUGCUGAUGUUUCCUCAAAGUGCUGAAACACACACAGAGUCGUUCACACCAUUUUAUCAGUUCAUAUAUUGCUGGUUGUUUCAUGUUUGCUGCUUUUUAUUUUAAUACUUGUUUUUGGCCUGCAUAUAUUUAUAUCCAUAUAUCCCGUAGUAUUAGUGUAAUAAAACAUUCAGAAGA